AUGAAUGAGGGUCGGUUCGUCUGCCAGCUGUUUGUCGACUCUCUCCAGGUUCUCGAGGUGGAUAUCCUUUGGCCGCGUUGGGCGUCAACGGCGGUCCAGCACUACUGCGACACUGGCACGCCGAUCAACCCAAGUGGGUUCGCCACACGCGGUCGCCGCAUGACGCCAACGAGCUCUCAGCUCGAUGCCGCGGUUGGCCAGUUCGGGCCGCGUGAGCGUGUGGUGAAGCCGCCGACGAAAAGCGGCGAGUUCCUAGUCUGCGAGCUGUGCGACGCGGGCAAGCUCGCCGAUGGCAUCGCGGUCUCAACCGUCAACAAGACGGGCUCGGCCGCGAACGCUUGGGGCGAGAAGCCACAUUCAGAGGCGCAGGCGUGGUGCGACCUGGUGGAGGCGGACAGGCCGCUCGGCGUCUCGAAGCUCUUCAAGUAUUCGUGCGUGGUGUGCGUCCGCACGGCGCAGGUCUUCUCGCGCGAGUACUUUCCGAUCGCCAAGCCCUCGCAGAGCGUCCUCGCGGCGGUGCGCGAGAGCGGGUCGCACGAGGGCAUGCGCGCCCUCGUCGCGCUUGCCAAGGGCGAGGUCCUGGCCGACGGCGUCGACCCGCGGCAGCGGCGCGAGCUGCUCCUCACGCUGCACUUCUCCGUGCUCGUCUCAGAGUACGCGGCCGCCGUCGGCCUCGCCGCGACAGCCGCCGCCGCCGCCGCAGAGCAGCUCCUCUCGCCGCUGAUCGCAGACGGAGAGUGGUCUGCCUUCUCGGGCCAGCCGGCCGCCACACCGCCAGCCGCCAAGACGAUCGCACCGGCGACGGAGCCGCGCACUGUCUCGUUGUCGACGCCGCCGCAGCGUGGGGAAGCCGUGGAUUUCGUCGUCGAGAGUGUGCAGGAGACGCGUCACAACGGGCCUGUGCGGCUCUUUGCCAACGGCCGGAAGUUCGUCUGCUUUGGCCGAUACGCGAGAGGCGUGCGCUCCGGCCAGCGCAUUCGGGCGGCCGUCGAGCGGCACGAGCCAUCGGGCCGUUUCGGGCCGCAGACCGUUCUCGACCCGGCGACGCUGCGGGUCGGCGAGGCGCACAAGCGGCCGGCAGGCGGCGCGUCAGUCGCCGUCGCGCGUCCUGACAUGCCAGUCAUCCUGUCGGCGAGUCCGAGAACGACGACGGGGGCGGCGCCUCCGGCCAAGUCGGCGCUGCGCGCAGAGUCGGUGGUCGAGGUGGAGGACAUGGCUGACAAGCUCGCCGCCGAGCUGGGGCUAGCGGAGGGUGCAAAGAUCCCGGAGGUGGCCCAGGCGGCAUGUGGGAUGCUCGAGGUCGACCGCACGGGCAGCCUCGCCGCCCAGAUUGCCGCGUGCUACGCGAAGCUGUUUGCGAAGUGA
This is a messenger RNA of Emiliania huxleyi CCMP1516, 1365 nucleotides long. RefSeq lists its product as hypothetical. The coding region runs from base 1 to 1365 and encodes 454 amino acids. The record is from RefSeq and is a predicted model, not a curated record. The transcript is spliced from 6 exons. Lineage: Eukaryota; Haptophyta; Isochrysidales; Noelaerhabdaceae.